Molecule: messenger RNA, 3681 nt
Organism: Frankliniella occidentalis (western flower thrips)
Lineage: Eukaryota; Metazoa; Arthropoda; Insecta; Thysanoptera; Thripidae
Gene: Pex1
Product: peroxisome biogenesis factor 1
Exons: 19
Coding region: 231-3395 (1054 amino acids)
Biological process (GO): protein import into peroxisome matrix
Cellular component (GO): peroxisome; cytosol; peroxisomal membrane
Molecular function (GO): ATP binding; ATP hydrolysis activity
Source: RefSeq, a predicted model, not a curated record
GUUUUUACAUAACCGACUAUAUUCCGGUGAUCGGGGCGUUCGAGAUAGAACGUAAACAAACCAUUACACCAGUGAAAGUGAAAAAAAUAUUGCAUUGUCAUCAUACUUUGUUUCUAAAAAGUAAAAAAUGUUAGUCAUUCGUACAAGUCUAAAGGAGCUGUAGUUUCGUCGCACGCAAAGUUCAGUCUGUAAUUGUGUAAAUUCAGUGUCUGCCUGGAACACUAUUUACCAUGUCUGGAGAUUUGUUUAAGGUUCAGUUUGUUAGAUUUAAGACAUCCUUCUUAUACAUUCCCGACAAAUGGAUCAAAAAAUUAAAAGACAUCAGGAAGUUAGAUCAUGAAUCAACCAUAAAGGUGGUUUAUGAUACAACCAAGUCAGCGUUUUUCACUUUGCAGCAGACAGUUUCUCAGCAUGACAAUGUUGUGGGAAUCAAUGCAACAGUUGCUUCUAAUCUCGGGUUAAAGGAAGGAGAUGUCAUUUCUCUCGUCAUCUGCAGCAAUCCUCCACAUCUUCAUCGGGUUGAAAUGUCGCCCCUUUCAUUCGAUGACUUGGAAAUGAUCGAAAUGAGCAGUGGCUUAUUACAAUCUACACUUUUAAAUCAAGUUCGUGUUGUGUGGAGAGGCCAACUUCUUACUGCUUGGAUCAGUAGUUCGGUUCCAAUCGUCCUCCAUGUUGGCAGCAUGGAUCCUGAUGUUGUUGUUGGGCAUUUAGAACAGAUGACUGAAGUUGUCAUAGGUGAUCCAAUUAGCAGCAAUGUAACAUCCCUUGCUAAUAAUUAUCUUGAGAGGGGGAAUAUGAUUAAUGACAUUGCCAGCUCUGGCUUAAACUUUGCUAGCUCUGUUAUUAAAUCAAUUAAAAGGCCAUCAAAUUCUGAGGAUGAAAAGCCUUUAGAGUGUAAACUAAGUACUGAAAAAAAGCAGUAUAUCUUCAGAGUGCAUCCCCUUGGUUGUGAUCAAUCUCAGUUUGGACCCUUAGAUGCCUUUAUUCCUGAUUCCUCUAUGAUGAACAUUUUUAAAGUUGGAAAGACAAACCCUGAAUCAAUUUUUUGUCAAAUUAAAAAAAUACAGUAUUUAACAGAUGCAAAUGCUAAAACUAAUAAAUUAGCUGAAGAGGGAGAGAAAGAAAAUUGUGAACAGAGGACAACUGAAGAUUUAUCAACUUACGUUCGUUUGAGGAGUGUUACUGCCUUAGAAGAGGCUAAAGACAAAUACUACUCCACUGAUAUGAGGUGCAUUUACUUAUCCAACAAUUUGAGAAACAUCCUUAGUCUUGAGAUAGGCUCCCGAGUAAUUCUCUCUGAUUUCAAUCUGAAACCACUAGGAGGCAGCUUUGAACGAAUUGAUAUCUUCCCAUUUUAUGGUUUAAAAUGUUCUGAGCUUGAUAAAAGCUUAAUCAAAUAUAUUGAAAAGGUCAGGGGAGGCCUUCUCCUGUGCAACAAUAUGUUACUCACAAUCCCUACUGAGAAUGGCUAUGUAGAUGUGGAAUUACGUUUUGUGCCAACAUCACUAUCAUACUAUCUUGUUCUCCCUGGUCAGUUAGACACAAAGAAAAUUCGAACAAGACUGGAAAAGCGUUCUGACAAGAAAUUGAGUUUACCACAUGGUAAACCCUUCAUUACCAAGAAUGGAACAGAAGAUCUUUAUUUAAAUCACUUUCUUACCAAUAUCAAUGAGGUUUUGAUGACCCUCAAUUUAACACUGGGUCUUGAAGGUGGUAUGAAAGAUCAGCCAUUAGUCCGCAUCAAAAACAAUCUUCUGAUUUUAGGGAAGAGCGGUGCUGGAAAAACCAGUACUGCAAGUCUUAUUUGCAGUAUACUGCAAGGCUUUCCACAUCAUGUUCAUAAUGCAAUUAUUAAGUGCCGUCCGCUCAAAGGAAAGACUGUUGAAUCACUGGUCAAACAUAUAGUUAGUUUCAUCGAUGAUUGUGUGUAUCAUCAACCAUCAAUUCUUAUACUAGAUGAUUUAGAAUGCAUUGCUGGGGUUCCAGAGGAUCAGGAUCAGAACAGCCAAGCUUCAUCAUACUUCAAAAGGGUCGGCAGAAUGCUUAUUCAGCUCCUAAGCUGCCUUCAAUCUAGUCACUCGGUUGCAAUAAUUGCCACAGCUCCUGCAGUAUCAUCAAUUUCUCCAUCAGUACUGCCUCCAAGAGGUGUCCACUUCUUUAACACUCGCCUUGAAUUACCAGAACUGACAAAGAGUGACAGACAAGGCGUUUUAGAAAAGCUUAUUCAUAAGAAGUUAUCAAAUAAAGAAGUUAGAGAAUUGAGAUGUCUAGAUAAUAUAGAAGACUAUGCCAAAAAAACAGAAGGUUACUGUUGUCAGGAUUUAGCAGAUUUAGUCGAUAAAGCCACUCUUUCAGCAUGUAUGAGGCAAGUGCUUUCCAGUAAAGUACCAGUUUUGGAGAGCUGUGAUAUGCUUCAAGCUGUGUCUGAAAGUACUCCUAUGCUUUUGCGAGGGGUAAGCUUACACAAAGAUUCUUCGUUAGGCUGGGAUGAUAUUGGUGGACUAGUAGAGGUCAAAAAUGAAUUAAAAGAAGUGUUUGAAUGGCCUGUUAUGUAUCCAGAACUUUUUCAAAAUUCACCUCUUAGGCAACAAUCUGGUUUAUUGCUUUAUGGUGCCCCAGGUACAGGCAAGACUAUGCUAGCUGCCGCAGUGGCAAGUGAGUGUGGCCUUAACUUCAUCAGUGUCAAAGGACCAGAACUGCUGUCUAAAUAUAUUGGAGCCAGUGAGGAAGCUGUUCGUAACAUAUUUUUUAAGGCUCAAAGUGCUAAGCCCUGUGUUUUAUUCUUUGAUGAAUUUGAUAGCCUUGCCCCACGGAGGGGUCAUGACAAUACAGGUGUUACUGACCGUGUUGUGAAUCAACUGUUAACACAAUUAGAUGGAGUUGAAAGUCUUACUGGUGUUUGGGUUCUGGCUGCAACUAGUCGACCAGAUCUUUUAGAUCCAGCUCUUCUGAGACCAGGGCGUCUUGAUCGUUCUGUUCUUUGCCCUUUGCCUGAUAAGGAGGAUCGAUUAGCUAUCUUGAUGGCUUUGAGUAGGAAAAUGAAUUUAGAUGAUGAUGUAGAUUUCACUGAUAUAGCUACUCAAACUGAAGGCUUUACUGGAGCUGACCUGCAAUCUAUUCUGUACACUGCUCAACUCAGUGCUGUUGAAGAACAACAAUCAGAAAUGCAGGGUACAGCUGCCUUUUCUCAAGAAGAAAAACAUACUCCUGAUAGAAACACGGUCCUUCUUAAAGUAACCAAGUUCCAGUUGGAUUCGGCAUGUAAGAGUACAAGGCCUUCUCUCACUAUUCAAGAGCGAAUGAAGUACCAAAAUAUCUACAAAAAGUUUAGAGCUGGGCGCGAAGAUAACAAGUCCAACAUUUUAGAAGGUCCUCCACGAGCCACACUUGCUUGAUUUUAAGUUAUCUAUUUUGUCACCCUCCCCCCCUCCCCUCCCUUUCCCUUCCCCCCUUUUUUCAACAGCAAAACGAUUGUUGUGAUUCGUAAACUUCACCAAUCAAACACAGUAUAAUUUUAAGCCAGCAAUAUGACGUAAAUACACAUCGGGGAUAUGGUGUCCACAGCAUUUAACAUUCUUGUUAAAUGUGGGUACUUUUUGAGGAAAAGGGUUCAAUAUUGUAUAUUUUUGUUACAAUCUUUUUUAAUUUUUACGAAAAUAAAAUAUAUUUGUUUCAGAGAAA